Molecule: messenger RNA, 861 nt
Organism: Hydractinia symbiolongicarpus
Lineage: Eukaryota; Metazoa; Cnidaria; Hydrozoa; Anthoathecata; Hydractiniidae
Product: piggyBac transposable element-derived protein 3-like
Exons: 1
Coding region: 1-861 (286 amino acids)
Source: RefSeq, a predicted model, not a curated record
AUGUCGAAGACUAAUGAGCAAGCUAGUGACAAACUGUUCAAAAUUCAGCCGCUAUGGAAAAUGGUUCUUGAUAAUUGCAUCAAAGUCGAACCGAAAGAAAAUCAUAGCAUUGAUGAACAAAUCAUUCCAGCUAAGACGCGCACAAGUGCUAUCCGCCAAUAUAAUCCAAAAAAGCCGCAAAAGUGGGUAUCAAGAUGUUGGUACGAGCAAGUCAGAGUGGUUUUAUCUACGAAUUUUUCUUGUAUUUUGGCGCAAAAGCACGGGAUAGGAGAAACAGCCGCUAAUGUAGUUAUGAAAUUGUGUAAAGGUCUGCUAAAACAUGUCAACCAUAAACUUUCCUUUGAAAAUUGGUUCAGCAUUUUGGAACUCCUUGUCAAUUUAAAGCAACUUCAGAUCCUAGUGACGUGCAACAUCCGAUCAAACCGUGUCGCUAACUGUCCGCUCAUGCUUGAAAAGGACCUAAGGAAACUUGGCAGAGGGCCACAUGACUAUCGUAAAGAUGCAAAUUUUGGAAUCAUCAUUGACCGCUGGUAUGACAAAAAAUCCGUGCAGCUUGCUUCAACAUACGCGAUAGCGUCUGUUUCCUCACAAGUUCAGAGGUUCUUAAAGAAGAAAACAAGGGAGCUAAUUCCAUGGCCUGGUAUAGUGAAAGAAUAUAACUCUGCUAUGGAAGGUGUCGAUUUAGCCGAUAUGCUCAUAGCGCUAUAUUGCUCACCCUACAAAAUAAAAUGUUGGUACCUGAAGGUCGUGUUCCAUCGUGUAGAUAUUUGCAAGGUUAAUUCCUGGUUGCUAUACAGGAGAUAUGCAGAUCAGUUGAAGAUACCGAAAAAAGGGGAAAAAUGCGUCUACGACUCUUCGUAA